Saccharomyces cerevisiae S288C is the source of this 2454-nucleotide messenger RNA. RefSeq names its product Fyv8p (gene FYV8). The transcript has a single exon. The coding region runs from base 1 to 2454 and encodes 817 amino acids. The record is from RefSeq and is marked reviewed. NCBI's taxonomy places the organism in Eukaryota, Fungi, Ascomycota, Saccharomycetes, Saccharomycetales, Saccharomycetaceae.
AUGAGCACUGAACAGGUCGGUAGAAAGAAAUCGUAUAGAUGGGUUAGCGCAUCUCAAGCAAGUUAUGACGGCGCUGGAUGGGACAGUAGUGACGAAUAUGACUACUCUUCCGAGGAUGGCACAAAAGGUUCAGAAAUUCACAAGCAAAAAAUAUCUAAUUUGCCUAGUUUACCCAAGCUCAAUUAUACAGAUGUUAAUGGUGAGCAUGAUGAAAAUACGGGUGAAAAUAAAGACAGCAAUGAUAAUAACGUCAGUAAGAGUGAUAUUAGUCCUAGUGACAAGGAAGUAGGCUAUCUCUCAGAUGGGGUGCCUAAACUUAUGGCUUCAAGAGAGUCUGUGGAAUUACAAGCGAAAAAAUCCAGCGAGCACUCCAAAUCAGAUUAUCUUUCGUCGACAGCAUCUUUGAAAAGUCCAAGUGAAAACAAAAAAUCACCACAUACAAAUAGGGCUGUAAACGAAGACCUAGACAAUUUGAUAGAGCAAAUAUCAAGGGAGAUGACACCAGAAAUUAGGCAAACAUCUGAUUUUCGGCGUGAUUCAGACAGUUGUGACGAAAUCCAAAACGAAGCACCAUUAGGGGAAGCGGUACCCUCUUCAUCAUCUCCUGUAGAAGAAGAUGAAAAAUCACAUUCCUUAGGGGUUUCAAUGGAUACUAAUGAAGCUGAUACCACUUUCAAUACGCCAACAAGGAAUGGAAAUGAACAUUUGAGUAGUGAUGGCGAUGUUUCUGAGCAGAAAGACGACGAGUUUAAAGUUUCCGAAAGAGGCUACCUUGCAGAUAUUCUGCCUGCGGAGAAAGAGGAGAAUUUACAACAAGAAGAUGAUGGUGAAGUCGAGAGCUCAGGAGCUUUGGAAAAGAAAGAAAAAAGUGAAGAAAAGACUAGUAUUAGGAAUAGGAACUCUACAUCUAGUGGGCAAGAUAAAGUAGCAAAGCCGAAACCCGUAGCAAAUGAAACAAAAACUAGUGAUAAUGGAUAUCGAAAUUCUUUUUUCAAUGAUUAUCAGCAUUCGUCAGACUCUGAAGAAGAUGAUAACAACGAAGGCAACAGUGGUAGUAGUGAUGAUGAUAAUCGAUCUUCGGUUAGUGAUAAACAUGCUGAUAUUAACCGGCAAUCGAAACAACUUGAUACAACUGACGAUGAUGCAUUGUCGUAUACCGAAUCAAUAAAAUAUUCGACAAAUGAGACAGAAGAAGAAGAUAAUGAAGAUAAUGAAUCCAUAGAAGACAAAAACGAAGAUAAUGAAUCCAUAGAAGACGAAAAUGAAGAUACAGAUAGCUAUAAAUUUUCUAAUAGGGAAAAAGGUUCCAUUCUACUUACGAGUGAUGAAGAGGAGGAGGAAAAAGGUAUGAGCUCUGAUUCAGAUGAAGGCAGUCUCAAGGCGCCCAAAUCAGGUUAUUUCUCCAAAAUGAUUGGUAAUGAUGAUAAAGGUGAUUCAGCAUUGCAACCUAAUCAAAUAGACACCAUUGAAAAUACCAAUUUGUCAAAUAGCGGUUCUGAAUUGGAAAACAGCGAUGGCAGCGAUGAGGAAGACCACAUAAAUGAAGACAAAGUUUUGGAAGAAAGUUCAGUUAAAGACUCCACUGAUGUUGAUUCUUGGAAGCCGGACAGUGAGGCCUUACGAUCAGGGUUCGUACAGGAUACAGCCAAUAAGAAAGCGCCACCAGGUUACGUGAUCGAUUCUAACGGGAAGCUAGUAGAUUUAACACCUGCUAGUAUGAAACCACGUGUUGUAUCGACUUAUUCAGAGAUGGAGAGUACUUGGGAUGCAUUCCCUUCCAAAGGCGAAGAUGACGAUUUGGAGACAAUCAGGGACACUAAGACUAUAUACGACAACAAUACGAUUUAUAAUGUUCCCGGUUUGAUUGGUAACCAAUCGAAUUUGCCACCUCUACCGAUGGACGCACAGGAACAAUUAAAUGCAGGAAACGAUAAUAGUACAACAGAUAAUGAUAAUAGUAACAAUACUGCCAAUGAUUUGGCAGCGCGCAGUGCAUCUUUCAAAAGUGAAAACAGAACAGUAUCUCAAGGCGAAAUGACAAGCGUCCAUGAACCCAGUACUGAAGAAAUGGCGAAAUUGGGGCAGCAGAAUAACUUACCGAAAUUAGAUAUGAAUAAACUACUGAACAGUAAGACUUCGCACGCCGGUAAGAUAGAACAGUUGAGAAAUUAUAAGCGUGAGCUAGAUGAAUAUGAUACGGGGAUACAAACAUGGAUAAAUUAUACGCUAAAAUCAUCCUCUAAUAAGGAUAAGGAUUUCAUAGCUGAGGAGUAUAAGCAGCAUAGUCACGUUAGGGAAGCAUAUGCGAACGCGGACGAUUUGAGUAAGAAGCAUACUGUCAUUAACACGGUUGCUAGUGUCAACCAAAAUGUAACGCACUUAAGGAGAAAAGUUUUCCAGCAUUCUAUGAAACCAAAGGAUUUAUUCGCAUCAAUAGGUAAGAAAAAACUGUAA